CGAACGCAUCCAUUUUGAAAGAUGGAUGUGCCUCGCGCCCCCCUCCCCCUAAACUAAAUCAUUUCUAUCACCAGUCACUUUGCCUCAGGAAAGGUCCUUGGUGGAGGUAGGAGCCUUGUUUAGAAUGAGUUGCCUCAAAGAGCAAAACCAAAGAAGUCUGGACAAUGGAUCCGAAACCUCCGCUGUCUAUUCCUCUGAGAACUAUGGUCGCCUCCUAAGAACAUUGGACGUCAACAUUGAUUCAGAUCACACAGACUUCAGUGUGCCAGGAGUGAUGCCCCAUGGUUCAGGUGGAGAGUUGUCAGGGUACAGCAGAGAAGCUAGGUCCAGCAGGAUGGACCACCACUGUACCAACUACAGAUUCUACCCACCACCACGUGAUGCUGAGCCCUCACUCCCUCAAUACCAAUUUGCUACUCAUGGAGAUUAUGUGCUCCCCCAGUCUAGCCCGUUCCAUUUAAUGAACCCCAGUUUAGCUAAUAACAGUCAUCUCAGUUCACUUGGUGGCCAGUGGUCAUCUGAGGGCCCAGUCCACAGCAAUAUGUUGUCAGGUGAAAUCUAUGAUGCUGUGGCGAGCAUUUGCCCAGACAGCAAGGAUGACCACGGACGAGAGUCCUAUCGCGAACAGGAGACUAUGGCUGAGCUAAUGCCUCAGAAUCAAAUGGACAUCAGUCAGUCUGCCAACGGGCCGCUCACUGUGUAUCUGCAGCACCUAGACCACCAGCUUGGGGAGAACGCCACUGUUGUGUGCAACAUGAGUGGCCGAGGGCAGAUGGUGGUAAUGAACCACUGUAGCCCAGGUCAGAUGCUCCACUCCCUGCCUCCUGGCCACCCUGACUCCAGUCCAGAGACCCACUACUACACCACAUCCUUUAAGGAAAACUCAGAGCAGAGCUACUCAAUGGGAAAAGCUUCUCAGUCCUACCUGCCCUCUAUGAGCCUGCCUCCCAUUGGGCCAAACCACAGCCUCCUUUCCCCCAACCAUCUGGUCUCCUCUGGUCCUCCUGGCUCUGGAUACAGCUACAACCACAUGCCUGCACCCUACUUCUCACAGUACCAUCAGUAUCCUGAGUAUCCUGACUCCCUAUGUCUGGUCCCUGAUGGCCAGUCCACGGCAAGCAGUGUCUUACGUCUCAGUGGAUCUCUAUGGGACUCCAAAUCCAAGAAGCCCUGCAACUGCACUAAGUCUCAGUGUCUCAAACUUUACUGUGACUGCUUCGCUAACGGCGACGUCUGCAGCAACUGCAACUGCAUCAACUGCUGCAACAACAAUGAGCACGAGUCAGAGAGAUACAAGGCCAUCAAGAUUUGUCUGGACAGAAAUCCUGAGGCGUUCAGACCAAAGAUUGGAAACGGGAAACUGGGAGAGAUCAAAGGACGCCACAACAAGGGCUGCAACUGCAAACGCUCAGGCUGUCUGAAGAACUACUGCGAGUGCUAUGAGGCCAAGAUAAUGUGCUCAUCCACCUGUAAGUGUGUGGGCUGCAGGAACUACGAGGACAGUCCAGAGAGGAAAACCAUGGUGUGGGACAGCCCUGACACCACCUUCUACAAGAAGGCCAAAUGUGACAAGGACAAGAGAGGAGAAUGGUCUCCUCCCUCCUUCUUUUGGUCACUGUUGGUCUUUUGGCUGAUAGGUGUCCUCUGUCGUGCAUCACGCUCGAUGUCGUGGAAGCCACAUGCGGCUGUCUUCUGGCGCAAGCAGAGGAGGCUGAGAAGGAAGGCUACAUGCUGUGUCAAGCUGAGAAAAUGAUUUUGGAGGAGUUUGGCCAGUGUUUGACGCAGAUUGUUCGGUCAAUAUUUAAAUCUACUAGCUUGUAGAUAGUCUCGUAGGACAAGUUGAUUAACAUUUUGGAUAUGGUCUGUUCUAGACAUGGUGACAUUUAAGCUGCCAUUUUUUAUCAACAUGUUUAUCAACAAGAUGUUGUGAAUUGUGUAUGCAUAUGUAUUUAUUUGUUACAUAAUUGAUUUAUGCAUGUAUUUAUGCAUUAAUUUAUUUAACUUAUUGACUCACUUUAGUUUAAGUCUCAGAAUGGAGGACAGUUCCAUCAGCUCUGGGUCAUAUGUCAUUGGUUUGAAAUAUGAAUCAAAAUGGAGUUCUUGUGAACAAUUCUUUCCAUUUCUUUCAUCCUUUCUUUGUAAGAUGCAGAAAGAAUGUUUAAUUUUAUGCAAAUGUCCCUGUUGAGUCUCUGUUAAAAUACAACAUCCAAAUGUACUGAUGAGCAUUCUGUGAAAAUAAAAUAUUAAAUACCGACAA
This is a messenger RNA of Salmo salar (Atlantic salmon), 2257 nucleotides long. NCBI's taxonomy places the organism in Eukaryota, Metazoa, Chordata, Actinopteri, Salmoniformes, Salmonidae. The record is from RefSeq and is a predicted model, not a curated record.